Messenger RNA from Pelobates fuscus (common spadefoot toad), 1701 nucleotides. It is a transcript of the gene CD36, whose product is annotated as CD36 molecule (CD36 blood group). Lineage: Eukaryota; Metazoa; Chordata; Amphibia; Anura; Pelobatidae. Gene Ontology annotation, molecular function: scavenger receptor activity; low-density lipoprotein particle binding; low-density lipoprotein particle receptor activity. The coding region runs from base 63 to 1511 and encodes 482 amino acids. Gene Ontology annotation, cellular component: plasma membrane; caveola; cell surface. The record is from RefSeq and is a predicted model, not a curated record. The transcript is spliced from 13 exons. Gene Ontology annotation, biological process: lipid storage; receptor-mediated endocytosis; long-chain fatty acid import into cell.
AUAAAAGAAACUGCAGCUUAAGUCUCAAGCCUGUUUGUCAGUAAGGACUUAUACAAGGCACUAUGUGCUGUAAGGCAAUAAUUUGGCUGUCUGUUGCAUCGGUCAUCGGAGGAUUGCUAGCAAUAUUAGGUGGAAUUCUUAUACCCCUGGGAGAUAAAAUCGUUGGUGAUAAAGUCAGCAAGGAAGCAGUAAUUGAAGAUGGAACCAUUGCCUAUGAAAACUGGGUUGUAACAGGAAGUCCAGUCUACAGAUAUUUUUGGGUAUAUGAGGUUUUAAAUCCUGAUAAGGUAUUGCAAGCAGAAGUACCACAACUAAGACAAAGAGGUCCAUAUGUUUAUCUGACGCGACAUUUACCUAAAUUAAAUGUGACGCAGCAUCACAACGGCACUGUAACUUUUUGGCAACCAAACGAAGCCAUCUUUCAAGAAGACAAAUCAAAUGGCUCAGAACAUGACAUAUUUACCGUGUUAAACCUGGCUGUUGCUGCUGCACCGGACAUGUUUUCAAGUCUUCUGCCGUUAGUGAAUGGUUUUAUUAAGCGUUCUAAUUCCUCAUUGUUCCAGAACAGAAGUGUCAGAGAAAUACUGUGGGGCUACAGAGAUCCAUUUUUGGAACAAAUACCAAAUGCUCUUUUACCAGAUAAAACAACAGGAUUAUUUUACCCAUACAAUGGAACCACAGACGGUAGCUAUAAUGUGUAUAAUGGCAAAGAUGGUAUCAGCCAGGUUGCAUUAAUUAACAGAUACAAGGGAGAAAGAACACUCUCAUACUGGAAAGAUGACUAUUGUGAUAUGCUUAAUGGUUCAGAUGCCGCUUCAUUCCCACCAUCGGUUGAUAAAAAUAAACUGUUAUACUUCUUUUCUUCAGAGAUCUGCAGAUCUAUAUAUGGGGUUUUUGAAAAGGAAUAUAUCUUAAAGGGAAUUAAACUCUAUCGGUUUGUAGUGCCAAGUUCAGCACUUGCAUCUCCAGUUGAAAACCCAGACAAUCAUUGUUAUUGCACAGAGAUAGAACUUUCAAGAAAUUGCACUGCAGCGGGUGUGUUAGAUCUAAGAAGUUGCCAGGAUGGAAAACCAGUUUUUCUUUCAUUGCCCCAUUACCUAUAUGCGAGUGAUUUCCUCUUGGACUCUGUGGUUGGCCUGAAGCCCAAUAAAGAAGAACAUGAAACCUAUGUAGACGUAGAACCUAUAAGUGGAUUUACAAUGCAUUUUGCAAAACGAUUGCAAGUUAACAUCAUGUUCACACCACACAAAGAAAUAGAUGUUAUGUCAAAUCUCAGUUCAGAGUUCAUAUUCCCUGUGGUAUGGCUGAAUGAGACUGCAAUGAUUUCUGAUGAGUCAGCAGAUGAAUUUAUACAAAGUGUGACUUUCCCAAUAAAGUUGCUGGAGAUAAUGCAAAUUGUGUUGCUUUGUGUUGGAUUUGCUGUUUUUAUUCCAUGCACAAUAGCAAUUAUUGUCAUAUCUUGCAAAAAGCCAAAAAGAAAAGGAAGCCCAAAAAGUGAGGCAACGUUCUAAUGCAAAAUAAUAAAAAAACACCAAAUAUUUGAACAUAGAAGUCAACAGAGCCAAAUAAAAUGUAAUAAUAUCCAGACAUGCUAACUAGAACUAGUGAACGUUGGAAGAAGAAUAUAAUGUGGAGUUAUUAAAAUUGCCUGCAUUUAAUGUCUUUACUAAACAUUUGAACUAUUUCUGCAAUCUAUUUAUA